Messenger RNA from Condylura cristata (star-nosed mole), 4806 nucleotides. It is a transcript of the gene MARCHF1, whose product is annotated as membrane-associated ring finger (C3HC4) 1, E3 ubiquitin protein ligase. The coding region runs from base 33 to 902 and encodes 289 amino acids. Gene Ontology annotation, molecular function: zinc ion binding; MHC protein binding; ubiquitin protein ligase activity. The record is from RefSeq and is a predicted model, not a curated record. Gene Ontology annotation, biological process: immune response; protein polyubiquitination; antigen processing and presentation of peptide antigen via MHC class II. Gene Ontology annotation, cellular component: cytoplasm; late endosome membrane; lysosome. Lineage: Eukaryota; Metazoa; Chordata; Mammalia; Eulipotyphla; Talpidae. The transcript is spliced from 6 exons.
AGAAAUUGAAAAGGGAUAAGAGGAAGGAGAAAAUGCUGGGCUGGUGUGAAGCGAUAGCUCGUAACCCUCACAGAAUCCCAAACAACACGAGAACACCCGAGACCUCAGGGGAUUUGACUGAUGUCCAACAAGCCUCCACAUUGAAUGACAAAUCCCCAGGCCGGUCUGCAAGUCGAUCAAGUAAUAUUUCAAAAGCAAGCAGCCCAACAACAGGGACAGCUCCCAGGAGUCAGUCAAGGUUGUCCGUCUGUCCAUCCACUCAAGACAUCUGCAGGAUCUGUCACUGUGAAGGGGAUGAAGAGAGUCCCCUGAUCACACCCUGUCGCUGCACGGGCACCCUGCGCUUUGUCCACCAGUCCUGCCUCCACCAGUGGAUCAAGAGCUCAGACACACGUUGCUGUGAGCUCUGCAAGUAUGACUUCAUCAUGGAGACCAAGCUCAAACCUCUGCGGAAGUGGGAGAAACUACAGAUGACCACCAGUGAAAGAAGGAAAAUAUUCUGCUCUGUCACCUUCCACGUCAUCGCAAUCACCUGUGUGGUUUGGUCUUUGUAUGUUUUAAUAGAUCGGACAGCUGAGGAGAUCAAGCAAGGCAACGAUAAUGGUGUCCUUGAGUGGCCAUUUUGGACCAAGCUGGUCGUGGUGGCCAUUGGCUUCACAGGAGGUCUGGUCUUCAUGUAUGUACAAUGUAAAGUCUAUGUUCAGUUGUGGCGCCGGCUGAAGGCCUACAACCGGGUGAUCUUUGUGCAGAAUUGCCCGGACACUGCCAAAAAAUUGGAGAAGAACUUCUCGUGUAGUGUAAACACGGACAUCAAGGAUGCGGUGGUAGUGCCUGUGUUACAGACAGGUACAAAUUCACUGGCACCUGUGGAGGGCGGCCCGGCUGAAGUCAUCCCCGUGUGAUGGAAUCAGUGAGGAGUUUCUAUAUAAAGAAUCUCUUUCUCACCUCCGGCCACUACAGUGUCAGAAGUGAUCCUGAAUCAUUAACUCUUUAUCUUUUUCCCUUUCUCCUACUGACUUAUUUUUCCUCCCUCCUCCAAAAAGGAAAAGAGGAAAAAUACACCAAACAUCCAGGAUCCCAUGAAGCAGAGUCUAAAGUGUUAUAAGAAAACGUGAAGUUUGUGUGCUGAAGAAUGAUUUCUAAGACACUUUAAAAACCAUCAAAGCAAGGUAUGCUUUUAGGUGAAGAGGAAAGACUAAAAUGGACACAUGAUCCUUCUCACAGCAGCAGGGGAAAGCUGGAGAACACAGACUGGAAUUGCAGUGUGUAUUUCUUCCAGGGCCUCGUGACAUUAACUGUCUCAUCUGGAAAUAGCAAACAGAUUUGGUUUUAAGCUUGAAGCUGUAUGCAUUAUCCCUAAGUCACAUCAGAAGCAAACUUGGAGGAUGCACAUUUUGAUAUUCAUACUUUGACAGCUAACAGAUUUUUAUGGCGAUAGUGGAGUGGAGUUGUUUUGACAAAUGCAUGUUUUUAAAGUAGAUGCAAUACACCUUGAAAGAUAUUAAUACUGGGAAUUGUAUUUAAAUCAUGAACAAAAGAUUUUCAGAAUUUUUGUUUGUUUGUUUUCUUAGCUCUUUUAAACACCCACAGAUGUUGAAACUCACCAUCAGAGCCUGCAAAUUCCCCAAUAAAAAAUAGCAAGAGCCAUCGAAUGGACCCCACAUGGGUAAAUUGAAAAUUUCCUAGAACCCCCAUUAGAAAAAGUAAAAAUGCAGAAAUGAAAUUAAUUUUGACAAGGUAUUUUAUUUAAUACCAUAUAUUAUUUCAUUUCAACACUUUGUCAAUAGAAAAUACAAAAAACUGAGCUAUCUUACAACAAUUUUCAUGAAGCAAGUCUGCAAAAUUCAGUAUGUAUUUUACCCUCACAGCAUAUCUCAAUUUGACCUAACCAUAUGGAUCAGUGCAGCCCUAAAAUUUAGAGAUCAAAUUUCUGCAUCAUUUAACACAUUUCUCAGAAUAGCAGCUUAAUUCAGUAUUUUAUUCAAAAGCUGGCAAAUGUUGGUUUUAUAAAACACUAAAUUAAUGAAAUUUUAGUGUUUUGAUUAAAGAAGUUAUCAUUUUUCUAAAGAGUGAAAAAAAAUUGUUUAGGUACAGAAAGAAGACACCUGCUUGUAGCAAAGUUCUAAAAUUAACUUCUGUUUGCUAUGAUGAAGCACUUCUAAUGGGGAAAAAAAACAUUUUCUUAUUAAAUGAAUAUUCAAGGUUUUUGUUUUGUUCUGUUUUGUUUUAAUCCACAUGCGGUAUCAAUUUGACAGAUGAGUAGUAUGACCAAGCAUUUAGGCUCUAUUUUUAAAAACUGACAGUAUUUUCCUUGCUCAGCUGGGAAACAAAAAUAUUCCACAGAUUCUGUGUAAUGGAGUUGUUUAGGUUUGACAGUUCGGUUGAUUAUUGUGUUCUUUGCAUAUUCAUGUAAAACUGAAGCGUGAAUGAUACUGCAGUGAGCUAGAUUAAUGAUUAUCGAUAUAGUGGCUUGUCAAAGAACCAUGUCUUACACAAAAGCAGUGAUUUAUUUUUGUUAGCUGUCUUAUUUAUUCCUGUGAACAGACAACCAUGAUGGUCAGGGAAACCAAAGCAUGAGUAUCGCAUUGCACAAAUCUGGGUCUCAACUGAUGCACUUUGUUAUUAUCAGUUUGCUUAUUCUUCACAGAUUAUAAUAGGACAAAGGAAAAAGAAAUAACCUUUUAAUGAGGACACAGGUGAUAUGAGUAUUAGUAAUGGCUGAACGUGAGUCUGAAUAGAUCAGCAAAUUCCUAUAAAUAAAGAACAGGUAAAUAAUGUCAGCGUCUGUGUAUGUGGCGUGGGGAUGUAGUCAUGUAUAUAUACAAGAAAAUGUUAAAGUGUUUAGACAGGAAGCAAAAGGUUUAAAACUCAUCUUUCUUAAAUUUUUGUAGGUGUGUGGAAGAAAGGCAUAGAGAGAACAAACUAAGGUAACUAACCUGGACCAAAAUUUUUGCAUAAAUAAAGACAUGAUUUUUCCAAACUACAUAUAUAUACACACACACACACACACACACACACACACACACAGUUGAGUAUCUUUGUACUCACUUCCUCUUAAAUUUCCAUUUUAAAGGCUGAAGAUAAAUACAUUCAUGGAUAACAAAGCUCUGGGUGAUUGAACUAUGACUCCUUCCCCAAGUAAUUAACCUUGAUUUGAUUUUUCUGUUAAUCUUUCUCAGCAGUGGCAACUUAAUUGUUUACAUAUAUUCCUAGGAGGGAAUCUAGUCACCAACGAAGAAAUACUGAUUUAUCUUCUGUUUGCUCAGGAAGGAAAAGGCUAUUUACCUUAGUUGCUUAAUACUAUUUAAAUUCGGUACAAACCUAAGUAACCUACGUGCAUAGCUCAUUGCAUAUGGGAGAUAAUUGGCUAAAAGUAGGCCUCUUUAUUAAGAACUACAAUAACACUAAGAAGAUAUUUCUAUAAUGAAAAGUAAAGGUAAGCGUUAUUGUAUCAACCAUAAAAGGUGACAUGGUGUUCAGCCAUACCAAAAUCCUGAAAAAUAACUUCCACUGGUUUUACUUUUUUGUAAUGAGGAAAGAAUAGAGCUCCCUUGUGGGUUAAAAGUCACCCUUUCAUUCUGCUGUUCUUCUGACCUUCUUAGUCCCUGAACUCAACUUGAAUCUUUCAAGAGUCUGCCUACAAUAGCCGUUUGUGAUUCAUACAAUCUGAAACAACCACCACAUACAUCUAAAACCUAAGGUUGAUUGUUUUUUUUCUUUUUAUGUUUUUGUGGCAAGUAGUACAUGUCCCUUUCAAUGAAAGAAUUGGAUAUUUUGACAAUGUUUUUUUUGUGGACUGGAUGUAACUGUGCUCUAGACUAAGAUAUUUUGAAGCAUGUUUACCUGCUCAUGUAGCAAAUAAGGUGGAAUUGAAACAAAGGACUGCAAUUGAGGAUUGAUUUUAUCAUUCUGUUAAAAACCUUGGCUUUUUAUAAACACGAACCUGUGGUAUUAUCAAUACCACAAAACAGACAUUUAUGCUGUUAAUUUUUUAAACUAAAGACGAAUCUGUCUUAUUGUUAAAAUGAAAGAUUAAACUGUAAAGAAGUAAAAUUCCAGUAGUUUUCUUUUGAAAUGAAGCCUACGAAGGCAAUUGAACUUAAGUACAAAUACAAACAAAAAAAUAAAAUCAAAACCAACACAAAGGGAGGUGGGUGUGUUUUGAAGGAGUCUUUCAAAAUACUCUGGUUAAAUCUCUCAUUGGCUGUUGUUACAUGUAAUUAGAGUCCCAGAGUGGCCUCUUAGUGCAUUCAUCUUGUUUUGCACAAGUCCUUGGGUAUUGCUAUCAUGUGUAUUCUUUGACAGAAAAAUUAGCUGAGAGCCACAAUGUCCUUGAGAUAUUGUAAUUGUCAUGGGGGUGAGGUAUGGAAGGAUCACCCCAUCAGCCUGACAGUUUGCCUUGCCUUGUCAUUGAAUGUUUUGCAACAAAAUAGAGCACUUAAAAUGUACUACUGUAGAUGUUACUUAAUUGUGUACGAUUUACACUUUAAUUAAGAAAGAUGAAAACCUUUUUUCUUUCCUUAAGUCAGCCCAAAGGUGCUAUUUUACAUAUCAAUACAGUUGAAAGGAAGUGCUGUUAUUUUUGGGCUGCAGUGUUCCUCCACUUCUGAAGAAAGCCCAUUUUGAAAUUGGACAUUGCAUUAAAACCAAUAAGGACAAAGUAUUUUAACUGUGUACAAUUUUUGAGAUUGAGCAUUUGUACUCUUUUUGGUUUUACCUAAUUCUCUUGCAUUAAAAAUUUCCUGUUUUGUGAAUAAUGUGUACUAAGACAAAUUAAGGAAAAGAAAACAAUGAUCUGUGAAAGAC